Molecule: messenger RNA, 5085 nt
Organism: Antechinus flavipes (yellow-footed antechinus)
Lineage: Eukaryota; Metazoa; Chordata; Mammalia; Dasyuromorphia; Dasyuridae
Product: survival motor neuron protein-like
Exons: 9
Coding region: 427-1278 (283 amino acids)
Biological process (GO): mRNA processing; regulation of alternative mRNA splicing, via spliceosome
Cellular component (GO): precatalytic spliceosome; cytoplasm; nucleus
Molecular function (GO): RNA binding
Source: RefSeq, a predicted model, not a curated record
AAAUGGAAUUGAAGACAAAUUGAGGGCUCUAGGAAGAGUGAUCAGGUUACUCCAUGGCUAAAUUCAGUUCCAAGAAGAGAUGAAGUUAAAUACUAAUUAGAGAACCUGGACAGUUAACAGUGGGACAGAAUGGGUUAACGGGUUUACCUUCCUUAGCCUCCCCUUCUCUAACCUCUAAACUCUUCUCCACACCCACUAAUGCCUCUGUCUCCCUUCAGCUCCUUCAGUUUUCUUUCUGCCGUACUCGGCAAUCUACUUCCGCUUUCACGGAAGCCGGAAGCCGCGUGUCCUAGCCCUAUCCGGUCCGCGUUCCCCAUCCUCUUCCAACAGCCUUAGGGACGGGAGGAAACUGUCACAACCGGAAGUCUUCCAGAGGCGGAGCCAGGCGGAGCUGAGCCGUGGAGCCUGCCCCUCGAGUCACUCGCCAUGGCUGCGUUAGGCAGCGGCGUCCGGGAGCACGAGGAACCGGUAUUGUUCCGCAGAGGUACUGGGCAGAGUGAUGAUUCUGAUAUAUGGGAUGAUACAGCAUUGAUAAAAGCAUAUGACAAAGCUGUGGCAUCAUUUAAGAAUGCUUUAAAGAAUGGUGAAAUUUCUGAAACUUCAGACAAACAAAAAAGUGCUGGACCCAAAAGAAAAAAUAUUAAGAACAGAAACAAGAAAAAAACUAAUCCAGCACCAUUGAAACAGUGGAAAGUUGGUGAUGCUUGUUGUGCAGUUUGGUCUGAAGAUGGCAACAUAUAUCCAGCUACUAUUGCAUCAGCUGAUCUGAAGAGAGGGACAUGUGUUGUAGUUUAUACUGGCUAUGGAAAUAAAGAAGAACAGAAUUUGUCUGAUCUUCUUCUUCCAAAUAGCGAAGGAGUUCAUGAUGAAGAAACUCUUCAUGAAAAUGAAAAUGAAAGUCAAAGUCAGUAUUCAACAGAUGAAAGUGAGAAGUCCUCCAGAUCACCUGGAAGCAAACAGAAUCGAAUCAAAUCCAAAGCUGCUCAUUGGAAUUCUUAUUUCCCUCCUCCACCACCACUUCCUCUCCCAGUGCCAGGGCUGGGCAAGCCUGGACUGAAAUUCAGUGGCCCACCACCCUUCCUUACAGGCUGGCCUCCACCAUUUCCUUCAGGACCACCAUUAAUUCCCCCACCUCCUCCCAUGUCUCCUGAUUCUCCUGAAGAUGCUGAUGCUUUGGGAAGUAUGUUAAUAGCCUGGUACAUGAGUGGCUAUCAUACUGGUUAUUAUCUGGGCUUAAAACAACAUCAGAAAGAAGGAAGGCAUCAGCACUUCAAUUAAGGAGUGCAUCAUAGAGGAAAAGAUAUGAACCUAACACUAGGGGACAGCUGCAACCAUUAAGGAUGUGACAAAGCUUCUCUUGAUUCUUGUUUGCUGGUUGUAUAUUCAUGUGUAUGUAUCCAAGUAAAGCGUAAGCACAAAAAAAAUAAAUAAAAAUAUAUUUUAAAAAAUAAAAGGUCACAGUGGAGAAAAAAAACUGAGAAGAGUACAAAGUGAGUUUAUCAAUUGAUGUUUUGUUCUCCACAUCCUGUUUUUGAGAUUUAAAAAAAAAAAGUUUAAUUCUUAUUUUUUUUUUUUAAAUGGUUUCAACAUAAGAAAGCUACUUCCUUAUCCUAGUAAGUGGUCAACGAUAAAUGUUUAAUUGGUGAAUUAAUCCUGUGUAUUUAUAUGAACUACUUUCUUUCAUUCUAUCAUGGCUUUCAACUCUUCUUUUCCUCUGCCAGAGGCCUGAUUUAUUAGCCUUACUGGUAACAUCCAGAACUUCAUACAUCCUUCAAGUUUGGUUUCUGGAAAAUGAUUUCGGAGUUCUGUUGAGAGUUGCUUUCAAUGUUUUAGGUGGGGAAUUUGACUUCUGUCUGUAUAAGUCAUUCUAAAAAAAGUAUGAGAUUGUACAAUAUUUACCCUACAGUGGGUGGGUAGUUGUACAGUGGAAAGGACUAGAUUUGGAAAUAAUUUCUACUUCAGGAAAUUUAAAGCUCAUAGCACAAGUGUCAAGGUGGAAGGGAUCAUCUUAGGCCCUCCAGACCAACUCCCACAUUCUACUGAUGAGAAAAUGAGGCUCAGAGAAGUUUUAAGUGACUUAUCUAAAGUCAUAAUAUCUAACAAGCAAAAACUUGAAAACAGUUCCAAUGCUCUUUCCCUCUCCCCAUAAUACAAUAUAGUAUAUAAUUAUGUAUUUUUUAUGAUUCCAUAGUUCAGUGAAAGAGAGGGAAAAUUGAGUUUGGGGAAGUGACCACCAAUAGGCUUUUGUUAGUCAGUGUACAUGAGUGUUGUAGCUUGCUUACUAUCCUGCAGAUUUUAUUUUUCCAUAUCCAGAUUCAUUACAGAGAGGUUUUAACAUCAGCUUUGUUCUAUCUUCAAUUCAUAAAAACUAGGAAUGAGAUUUCCAGUGUUUUCAUUAAAAUAUACUACACACACAAAACAUGUUUCAUGGAAUUGUAAUGGAAUUUCUUUUUUUAACAAGGUUACUACUGUAGGGCUAGUUGCUUCUUUAAAGUGGUUUUCACCUUGAAUGGUUGAAACCAUAAGAAAAAGAGGCAACAUAGUAUGUUGUGUGAGAACAGUGGUAUGGUAAUUGGAGAACCUGGCUCUGCUACUUGAUGUCAGUAUGAUGGUAAGCAAGUUACUUAAUUUCUCUGGCCUCCAUCAUUCUCCCACAAAGUGAAAGGACGUGGCUACAUGAUUUAUUAGCGAUGAUGAUAAUUUGAAUUUACAAAAAAAAAAAAAAAAAAGUUCCUUCAUCUCAUUACAGUGGAUGACUGGAAUGUGAGUUAAGCCAAAGUUUAAAAAUUAAGUAUUAAAGCUUGGCUUAGAGGUCAACUUGAAUCACUAGAUACAAUUAUCUUGGUUUCCUCCAGACAGGACACACUGAGUAAUAAAUAUAUCAAAAAAAAAGUGUUGCUGAACUUAAGAGGCCCACUUGCACCCUGAAUCAAAGCUGAAUUGGAAGAAGCUGAUGAAGCUACAAUACCAUAUAGUUUAUUUAUUUAAUUUCACACAUCUUGAUGUGAAAUUAGGUUUGGAAUCAUGAAAUACUCCAUAACAGACAUGUAAAGUUGCUAAACAAAAACUCACACAGUAAAACUUAGAAAGAUGAAUAUUCUGGGGUCAAAAAAGAGAAAGCGGGUCAGUACACAUUCACAGAGUACGUGAAAAAGGGGUUUUAAAAAACUUAAGAGAAAUGCCUCAAAAUAAAUAGACAUUAUUUCACCAAGCAAUGGAAGAGAUUGUAAGCCAGUGCACAUCAUUGGACUUGUCCGAUAUAACUGAAAGUAACUAUUAUAUAACUGCUGAGAAAAGUGGAAAGCUGAAUUGGGUUUGGACCAACUCCUUAAGCUGUAUAUCCAAAUCAAUAAUCAAUUUCUCUGUUUCUCUCACAUGCAUGCACCCACCUACGCCAACAAAGGAUAGAAUUGGAGAGGAUGAAAUGGACAAUUCUGAUUAUAUAAAAUUAGAAACUUUGUACACAAGCAAAACCAAUAUAGCUAAGAUUAAAAGGGAAACAGCUAACUAGGGCAGCUAGAUGGCAUAGUGGAUAGAGUGCUGGCCCUGAAGUCAGGAGGACCUGAGUUCUCAAACAUUUAACACUUCCUGGCUGUAUGACCCUGGGCAAGUCAACCCCAAUUGCCUCAGCCCCCCCCCCCCCAAAAAAAAAAAAAAGUGAAAAAACAUUUGCAGCGUUUCCUUGAUAGGAGUUUCAUUAAGGAACUGAUCAAAUUUAUAAAAGAGUUCAGAGAUGGACAAACAAUAAUGAAUAGUCAGUUUUCAAUAGAAGAAAUCCAAACUAAGAAUAUGAAAAAAUUAUCUGUGAUUAGAAGAAAACAAAUCAACUCUGAAGUGUCCCAUCUCCCAUCAGAUUGGCAAAAUUGAUUUAAAAAAAAAAAAGGAAUAAAAGUAGGGGUGGAAGGAAAAUGAGCACUGUAGGCAGUACCUGAGUUGUUCUAGCCUUUCCAGAAAACAAUUUGUUACUAAAUUUUAUAGAUGCUUUUACCCAGAAAUACCAUUUUGAGGCCUGCUGGUCGUCCCCCAAGGUAAUCAAAGAAAGAGGUCUUGCCUACAAAAAUAUAGAAGUUCUUUUUGUGGUGGCAAAGAAUAGGAGACCAAUCAAAUCAGUGGAAUCGCUUAAUUACAGCAUAUGAAUGUAAUUUAAUACAAUUGUCCUGUAAGAAAUGAAGAAAGAUAUCCACAGAAGGAAUUGAUUGUGUGUGAACAGACUGAAGCAUACUUUUAUUUUUUGACUUUUUUUGUUAAUUGUAAUAGCUUUUUAUUUUUCAAAAUGCAUGCAAAGAUAGUUUUCAACAUUCAUUCUUACAUACCUUGUAUUACACAUUUUCCUCCCUUCCCCUAGACAAUAAGCAAUCCAAUAUAGGUAAAACAUGUGCAAUUCUUCUAAACACAUUUCCAUAUUCAUGCUGCACAUAAUUUUAUUUUUCUUGAGGGUGGUUUUUUUUUAGGGUGGAAAACUGUUUUCUUUGCAUAACUUCAUAUGUGCUUUCUUUUAAUUGGUGGGGAGUGGGGAAAAGGGAGAAUCUGGAACUUAAAAGUUUUAAAAAUAAAUGUAAAAAAUUGUUUUAAAUGUAACUGGAAAAAUAUUAAAUACAUUUUUAAAAUAAUUAAAAGGGGAAUAAUAAGUUUUUUAAAAGAAAUGAAGAAAUCAUGUCAGAGCAACCUGAGAAUUAUUUGAAUUAAUUGCUGCAGAGGAAGUGAGCAGAACAAGAAUAGUUUGUACUAUCAACAAUGACUUUGUAAAGAAAAAUAACGGAAAGAUAGUUCUAAUCAAUGAAAUGAGCAAGCGUAAUUCCAGAGGACAGAUGAUGUACAAAUACCCCCAACUCCUGAAUGAGAAGAGAGAGACUCAAGACUCAGAACAAGGGACAUUUUUGGACAUGGCAAUAUGGGAAUUUGUUUUGCUUCAUUAGGUGUGUGUUUACAAAUAUUUUCCCUCUCAAAGACAAGGCAGGGGAAAGAAAAGAAAUACGUGCCUAUUAAUUGAAAAUAAUAUUUAAUUUUAAAAUUUUAACUAUAUGUUAUUUUAUCUACCUGUACAAUUGUUCAUAAAAUAUUAAAUAUAAAAGAUGAGCAAGUUAA